AUGUAUCCCAAGCAGAACGACAACACGCUAGAGAAGAAGUUGGAAUCGAAGAAUGUCUAUGCAACAGAGGUCGACGCUGGCAGCAGCUCUUCCAGCAAUUCUCUACCCACAAGUUUAUUCAACGAGAAGGAGCAAAGGCGUAUCAUAUGGCACAUCGACCGCAGAGUGGUGGCUGUUCUCGGAGCCAUGUACGCGGUCUCAAUGCUCGAUCGAUUCAACACAGGAGUCGCUUUGAUCACAGGCAUGGGCGUCGAUUUGGAAUUGAAGGGUUCACGAUACAACAUGAUCAACGCAAUGUUCUUCGUACCGUAUUUGCUGUUUCAGCUGCCUGCGACGGUGCUUCUACGACACAUCGGAGCACGCCACUUCCUGAGCAUAGCGACAUUUUUGUGGGGCGUCACGACGAUAGGUUGCGGAUUCGUGAGCUCUUGGACAGACUUGAUGGCUUUGAGAAUGUGUCUCGGGCUUUGGGAGGCUGGAUUCUUCCCUUCUUGUCUCUACCUGUUAAGCAGCUGGUACCCGCGAUAUGACCUGCAGAAGCGCAACGCCGGUUUCUUCCUCCUCGGACUCGUGCCCUCUGCUUUCUGCGGUAUUAUGUCGUAUGGUAUUUCGCACAUGAAUGGUCUCGGGAGCGGGCCAGAGUGGUUGGGCAAGCACAACAUUGAGAUGAGUCCUACUGGGAUGCCUAUUGGCAUGAGCUAUGGUGGUGGUAUCGCUGGUUGGAGAUGGAUCUUCAUAAUCUUCGGCACCGUUACCUGCGCUCUUGCCAUCUGGGGAUACUUUCUGGUCGUUGAUUUCCCUGAGAAGCUCCUGGCCGAUGGAUCCAAGGGGUGCUACGUUAAGUUUCUCACUAAGGAGGAAGCAUCUUGGGUUGUUGAGCGUAUCGAGAAGGAUCGAAACGAUGUCAUGCCUACCCAGUUCAACGUGCUAGAAUAUAUCAAGUGCGCUGGCGACUUCAAAGUUUGGGCGUUCGCAUUCAUGUAUGGAUUGGUCGGUCUCAUCGGAUACGGCAUCGGGUUUGCGCUUCCCAUGCUGCUAAUGGACAGCAUGGGCUUCAGUGCGACACCUCCAUACAUAAUGGCCGCGAUUGCCACUUGGUUUGUGGCAGUCUACUCCGACAAGUGGCGACUCAGAUCUCCAUUCAUUCUUCUCUGCUUAGUUCUGGUCUUCAUUGGCCUAUGCCUCAUUGGCUUCGCCUCGAAUCAUGGUGCGCAGUACUUCGGAGUGUUCUUCGCCGCUCUUCCGCAAUGUGCUAUGAUUCCAGCGCUGCUCACAUGGCAAGCAAACAAUGUCCGAGGACAAUGGAAGCGAGCGCUCAUCUCAGCGUUCUCCGUAGGAGCAGGAGCUGCGGGAGGAUUAGGCGGCAGCUUCAUUUUCAAAACAGAAGAUAAGCCACAUUUUUACCCUGGAAUUGCGACUUGUCUUGCAGCAACUUUUACAUGUUUUGUGGUGGUGCUUUUGUUGUUACUGAUGUUUAUCAGGGCGAAUAAAAGAGCAGCAGCUGGAGGGAAGGCCAUAGAGGGUCUCGAGGGCUUCAGGUACACGCUUUGA
Pseudocercospora fijiensis CIRAD86 is the source of this 1551-nucleotide messenger RNA. RefSeq lists its product as uncharacterized. The coding region runs from base 1 to 1551 and encodes 516 amino acids. Gene Ontology annotation, molecular function: transmembrane transporter activity. The transcript has 4 exons. Lineage: Eukaryota; Fungi; Ascomycota; Dothideomycetes; Mycosphaerellales; Mycosphaerellaceae. Gene Ontology annotation, cellular component: membrane. The record is from RefSeq and is a predicted model, not a curated record. Gene Ontology annotation, biological process: transmembrane transport.